Molecule: messenger RNA, 2067 nt
Organism: Cladophialophora yegresii CBS 114405
Lineage: Eukaryota; Fungi; Ascomycota; Eurotiomycetes; Chaetothyriales; Herpotrichiellaceae
Exons: 2
Coding region: 1-2067 (688 amino acids)
Biological process (GO): P-body assembly; deadenylation-independent decapping of nuclear-transcribed mRNA
Cellular component (GO): P-body
Molecular function (GO): mRNA binding
Source: RefSeq, a predicted model, not a curated record
AUGGCUUCCGACUUCAUCGGCUACACCAUUUUAGUGACACUGCAAAACCCCCCAAAUGCCCAGAUCCAGGGUAUUGUUGCCGACGUCGUCAAUCAGAAACUCUUUCUGCAGAAUGUCCUCCUCCUGUGGAACGGGCAGCGGCUCACUUCAUAUGCCAUCGACUCCUCCGCCAUUGCAGAUCUAGAAGUCUCGCCCAGUCAGCGAAGUCCCAUUCAAGAGGAGGAAAUACUCACACCAGUUGCCGCAACUCAAAAUGUCGCUCCAAUACGUUCUGCGCAUAACCCACCACAGAAGGUGCCGACGUUCAUCGACCCCGCUAUCAUCAGUUACGCAAAGCCGCCCACGAAAACUCCUUCGAUAUCUAUUCCAGAUUCUCAUGUGCAACCAGUCUCCCCUAUCAUGAUCGCCGAUGGUGUUGUCAGCAAUGCUUCCCAAGCACGCUCGCGAAACAGCAAUGUGGGUAAUAGCUCAGUCUCUAGUAUUGCGACAGCGGUUCCUACGAAUGCCGGGAAGAGAAAUACUCCAGCUAGUGCGACUCUCACAGAGCCGUUCGAUGCGUUGAGUCUGGGAAGUGAAGUCGCCCAAGCCCCGCCGGCCUCACUCGCCAACAAGGAAAACAAUACUCACACAGCCCCGUCGCAGACUGGGCCUGGAAUCAUCGACAUGAAGGACAUCAACGGCCCGUUGAAGAAUCAAAAGAAGACCGGGAAAGGCAAGGGCUGGCGUCAAACACCGCUGAUCGAAGAGGUCCCCAGGCAGCCCAAGAAGAAGGCCCAGAGAGGUCGGAAAGUGGCGGAAGACCUCAACGGGUGGGCUACAGAAGAUGCCACAGACAUUCAGGACAUGGGCGACUUUGAUUUCGAAUCCAACCUCUCGAAAUUUGACAAGCGACGAGUUUUCGAUGACAUCCGGCAAGCAGAUACCACAGCGGAGGCAGACAGACUGGUCAGCUUCAACCGGCGAGCACGGCCUGGCACUAAUGGUGGCCGCAAUCUCCAUUAUACUGAGAAUGUCCUCGAUACACCGGAUGGGAAGGACAGGGAUCGAUGGAAGAGUGAGGCCGGUGAAACCGAAGACGAUCUGCUCGACCGCGACGGCCACUACAGUAGUGGAAGGGGUUCCAGACGAGCCGCCUCCCGGCGGCCGUUACAGUCCAGGAAAGGUAGUGUCAUUCCUGCGCAUCUGGAGCGAACCGAGUCCCCCCGACCUUUGACGAGGUUGCAAACUUCAUCACCUCUGAACGGGUCGGUUUCUGGCAUUCGCGCGUCUUUCAAGCUCCAGAACAACAAGCCCUGUCAUUGUUUAUCGCCUUUGCAGAUGCUGGAGAUCGAGCAGCUAUGCACGUCUGAGAUGGGCCUUACAGAAGACAUGCUCUCUGAAAACGCCGGCCGAAGCAUAGCCAUGGCUGUGCUGAAGCUACCGGACAUCAGAAGCGUGGUUUUUUUAGUCGGCAACCACAAGUCCGGUGCUAGAGCCAUUGCUGCAGCCAGGCAUCUGCGAAAUCGGAGACUCCGGGUUACCAUUGUUGUUCUUGGAGGCGAGCGGGAGGAGAUGCUGCUUGAGACCAUGAAGAAACAACUGGCCAUCUAUAAGAAGGGGCAAGGCUAUAUCGACCGCUGGGAUGAAUAUCAGGCCAAGUCCGUUGCUGGAGGCCCAGUCCCUGACGUGAUCGUGGACGCUCUACUCGGUGUGCAUGUCACUUUCGAAGAACUCCGCACCGAUGAUCAAGCAAACGUCUUGGAGAUGAUCCGCUGGGCAAAUCGCAGCUCUCUGAUUGUCUCCAUUGACGUACCCAGCGGACUAUCCGCAACUACAGGGCUCCUAACGGAGGUCGAUGGGCAAUUCCUUGUUAUGAACAGCAAACGUAUUGUUAGUCUGGGCGCACCGAAGGCGGGCCUUCUCCACGCCAUGGCCAUUGAUGGUCUGGCCGAACCGCCGUGGCAGGUCUGGGUUGUCGAUAUUGGAAUUUCAGCCGCCGCGUGGCAGAAGCAUGGUUCGAGAAGGAAGCACGGUGUGGACUUUGGCGCAGAGUGGGUUGUCCCAGUCAAAUUCGUGCUGGGAGCGUAG